Neltuma alba is the source of this 1348-nucleotide messenger RNA. RefSeq names its product cocosin 1-like. The transcript has 3 exons. Lineage: Eukaryota; Viridiplantae; Streptophyta; Magnoliopsida; Fabales; Fabaceae. Gene Ontology annotation, molecular function: nutrient reservoir activity. The record is from RefSeq and is a predicted model, not a curated record. The coding region runs from base 24 to 1073 and encodes 349 amino acids.
CGGAAACCAAUUAGAGAAAGCAAAUGGAGAUGGACUUAACACCCCAGAAGGCGGUACCCAUGUUUGAAGGAGAUGGUGGAUCUUACUACUUAUGGCCACCUUCUCAGGUACCUGCUCUGGCUAGCAACAGCGUUGGUGCUAGUCGAUUUGUUCUUCAACCUCAAGGCUUUGCUCUCCCUCACUAUGCAGAUUCUUCCAAAAUUGGCUAUGUCCUCCGAGGAACUGAUGGCGUAGCUGGGAUGGUGCUCCCAAACGCUGAUAAAGAGGUCGUUUUGGGGCUGAAGAAAGGAGAUGUAAUCCCAGUACCUUUGGGAGCACUCUCAUGGUGGUUCAACAAUGGAGAUUCUGAACUGAUCAUAGAGUUUCUGGGUGAAACAUCUCAGGCUUAUGUUCCUGGGCAGUUCACUUACUUCUUUCUUAGUGGAACUCAAGGAAUUAUGGGCGGCUUUUCCUCUGAGGUCAUAACCAAAGCUUACAAUUUGAACAACAAAGAAGCAAACAAACUCACAAAGAGCCAACAAGGAGCUUUGAUCAUUAAGCUUCAGAAAGGCCAACACAAAAUGCCAGAACCCCAGAUGGACAAGACCAAACAGAUGGUAUACAACAUUGAUUCUGCAGAACCAGACCAUGGGAUCAAAAAUAAUGGAGGGUUGGUCAAAACUUUGACUGACUUAGAUUUCCCUUUUGUUGGAGAUGUUGGGCUGAGUGUGAUCAGAGUGAAGCUUGAACCUAAUGCUGUUAAGGCACCACAAUAUCUAACCAACCCUGCAGUUCAAUUGAUUUAUGUUGCUAGAGGAAGCGGGAAGAUUGAGAUUGUGGGGUUGAAAGGCAAGCUUGUGUUGGAAUAUAAAGUUGAAGCUGGUCAUUUAACUGUUGUGCCUAAGUUGUUUGUGGCUGCACAGAUUGCUGGCGAAGAUGGAAUGGAGUUCUACUCUAUCGUCACAACAAAAAAGCCUGUGUUUGAAGAGUUAGCAGGGAAGCCGUCAAUAUGGGAGGCCAUGUCUCCUCAAGUGCUAGAAGUGGCUCUCAAUGUGGAUUCUGAUUUUGUGAAACCCUUCUUGUCCAAUAACUAGGAUUGAAGCCACAAAUCUCAAUAAUUAAUUGAAUUGUGUCUUUUAAUUUUCAAAGAAGACAAGGGCGUGAUUUGUGUGAUUCCAGUAAGAGUCAGAAUAAAAUUUACUCAAAAUAUUUGAGCAAGUUUUAGAAGUGAAUGGAGUUUUCAUUUGCAUAUUAUAUAUAUUUCAGCAAAACUCAAUAAAUGUUUAUGCUUGUUUCCAAAUAAAGAUAAGUACUAUAUGUACAUGCGAUGGUUUCAGUUGAAUAUAUAAUAUCUAGUUUAUUUUAUUUG